CUCUGUCCAAACGAUCCUCUCUGUACAUACACGCAAGAUGGCACCAUACGACAGUGACGACUCGCUCGACGAAGACCAGGACUUCACGGAGACCAACGUCCUACUGGGGUAUGCCUCUACAGACGCAGAUGAAGACACAAUCAGCCGCCUAGGAGGCAGACCAGAAUGGAUCGACCCCUCGAAACCGCCGUCCGCGUCCCUGGCCCGCUGUAAGGUCUGCAAUGACCUCAUGGUGGUCCUCCUCCAACUCAAUGCCGAGCUGAACGAGCGGUUCCCCGGCCACGAGAGGCGGCUGUACGUGUUCUCGUGCCGGCGCAAGUCGUGUCGGCGGAGGGAGGGCAGCAUACGUGCCGUGAGGGGCGUGCGUAUCUCGCCCGACGCGGCUGCCAAGGCCAAGGAGCGCAAGGAGAAGGAGCAGCGAGACAAGGAGGAGAGGGAGAGGGCGGAGGCGGAGAGGAAGGAGAAGGAGAAGGGGCUGGGCGAGGCGCUGUUCGGCGUCCAGGGGAAGGGCGCUUUCGGGGCGAGUGGAGCUGUGAACCCGUUCUCUUCGGGUGGUGGUUCCGCAGGCGCGAACCCUUUCGCGAAGCCCGGCGCCAACCCCUUCAGCAAAGCGAGCAGCGAGACGACACAAGCACAAAGCACAACGGAGCCCGAGACACAGCCCGAGACCACAUCUUCGAAAUACUCGACAAAGGACCUGCCAAAGACCUUCGCCGAGACCCUCUCCCUCAACAACCCCCAAGAAGCCUCGAAAAGCGGGCCACCACCCCCGCCAGAGCCCUGGCCGCCAGAGGCCGAGCAGCCCAAGCCGUUCCCGCUAAGCUACCUCGCCGACGCCGACUACGAGACGCUGGACCCGAUCCCAGCACCGAAGGACGUGCCCACCAACAUGGAGAUCGACGACGGUGCCGGGUCCAGCGGUGGCGGCGGCGGCGGCAAGGAGGACAAGGAGGUCUUCGAGAGCACCAUCGACGGCACGUUCCAGAAGUUCGCGGACCGGCUCGCGCAGAACCCGGACCAGUGCAUCCGGUACGAGUUUGGCGGGCAGCCGCUGCUGUACAGCAAGACGGACGCCGUGGGCCGCCGGCUGCACCACGACGGCGGCGGCAGCGGCAGGAUCCCGCCGUGCGAGAACUGCCGCGGCGAGAGGGCGUUCGAGGUCCAGCUCGUCCCCGGGGCGAUCGCGGAGCUGGAGGCUGAGGAGGACGGCCUCGAGGGUAUGGACUGGGGCACCGUCAUCGUGGGGACGUGUGCUACGGACUGUGUGCCGGCUGGUACUGUGGAUGGCGAGGCUGGGUAUCUGGAGGAGUGGGCUGGUGUGCAGUGGGAGGAGCUCACGCAGAGAAGAUAGAAGGUGGUGAUAGAUGUUGCUGUCCUGCAGCUCAACCAAGCCUGAUUUUCAGGGGAGAGACAUCUAGAUCUCCUGUCUGCAUGGCCUAAGAGUAUAGCGCAUUCAUUGAUGGUUCACGAGGCACACACUAAAAGAAAUUUACGUAUUUGUGUUGUUUGCUCGACAUGAUAUGGCUUGCCGACUUUGAAUGAUAGAGAGGAUUUUUCAAGUCUGAUGA
Molecule: messenger RNA, 1568 nt
Organism: Diaporthe batatas
Lineage: Eukaryota; Fungi; Ascomycota; Sordariomycetes; Diaporthales; Diaporthaceae
Exons: 2
Coding region: 38-1351 (437 amino acids)
Biological process (GO): maturation of SSU-rRNA
Cellular component (GO): cytoplasm
Source: RefSeq, a predicted model, not a curated record